UGCCAUUUUGUGGCAGAGGCUACUCUGCUAAAGCGGGAGAGGGAUUAAAACAAACUGCGAAGAAGCCUGCAUUUCUUACCAGCCUGAUAAACUUUGUAGCUCAGACUCUCUGCUUUCGGCCGAGUUAAACGGGAAGAGAAUCACACCACAAAGAGGUUUUUCAGUCAGGUAGCAGCCUGAAGCCUCAGGUUGACAGGGACAGUCAGGUAGCAGACAUUUGACUCAGCAAAGCUCAGGGAGCCACAAAGCAAAAAGGAGAUCCACCUGUAUGACAGCCCUGCAGACUGCAGCCCAGUCUACAGAAAUGAUGAAAACAAUUAAUUUAUCGUUGCUUUUCCAGUCCCGAGAUGAACAGUGAAAUUGACCGCAGACAACCAAAGAUGGCAAUCAAAGGGACUGAGAUUCAAAGCACAGUGCGAAACUAAGCCCCGUCAGCCAAUAUUAUUACAAUACAUAUUUUCCCAUUGUUUCCUACCCAGCAUGGACGGAGGGCCAACAGAGGGUGUUGGGGGGGUGGAGGUCUCUGCCAAAGACUUCCCCUCCAUCCAGGCCGUUCACAGCCAGGAUGCCAUGGUGGCUGAUCUCCUACAGCAAGCUGCAGAGGCCGGGGCCGUAGUAGACGGACAAGCUGGAGUCCUCCUGGAUCAAGGUCACGGGGAAGGAAUGGUAGCAGCCACCCAGCAGCAGCUGAUGGAAGCUGGGGUGGGAGUUGGUGUGGAAGGUGGAGCAGGGGUUGAAAUGAUGGUUAUGGACUCACUGGAUCCUACCCUGUUACAGAUGAAGACUGAGGUGAUCGAUGCUGCAGUCGGGGGAUCAUCAGCGACUGUGGGUGUUGUUGGAGGGGUAGCGGGUGCUGCUCACCAAGCAACUGUAACAACAGUGGACCAGACUCAAAUCAUCACACUACAGGUGGUAAACAUGGAGGAGCAAGCGGCUUUAGGUCUGGGGGAGCUUCAGCUGGUCCAGGUGCCUGUUUCUGCCACCACUGUAGAGGCCCUGCAGCAAGGCACGUUUGUAGACACAACAGCUAUGCCAAAGGACGGAGACCCGGUUAUCUGCCACACCUUGCCUCUGCCUGAGGGCUUUCAGGUAGUUAAGGUUGGUGCUAAUGGGGAGGUGGAGACAGUGGAGCAGGAGGAAGGGGGAGGCGAAGCCCACCCUGAAGAGGAGGAAGAUGAGGAGGUGGGGAACCAGCUUAUGGAAGAAGGGGAGGAUGAGCCCAUUCAGCCCCCAACUGAUGACCCAAACUGGGCUAAAGACCCGGACUAUCAGCCACCAUCUGGAGUUGUCAAGAAGACCAAAAAGGGUAAGAAGAGUCGUCUGCGCUAUGCUGAAGGAGAUAAGGACAUGGAUGUCAGUGUGUAUGACUUUGAAGAGGAACAGCAGGAGGGCCUUCUGUCUGAGGUCAACGCUGAGAAAGUAGUGGGCAACAUGAAACCACCCAAACCCACCAAGAUCAAGAAGAAAGGAGUGAAGAAGACGUUUCAGUGUGAGCUGUGUAGCUAUACCUGCCCUCGACGCUCCAACCUGGACAGACACAUGAAGAGCCACACAGACGAAAGACCUCACAAAUGUCACUUGUGUGGAAGAGCCUUCAGGACGGUCACCCUGCUGAGAAACCAUCUCAAUACACAUACGGGAACUCGUCCACACAAGUGCACAGACUGUGAUAUGGCUUUUGUGACUAGUGGGGAGCUGGUUCGUCAUCGUCGCUACAAACACACACAUGAGAAACCCUUCAAAUGCUCAAUGUGUGACUAUGCCAGCGUUGAGGUGAGCAAACUAAAACGCCACAUUCGGUCCCACACUGGCGAGCGCCCAUUCCAGUGCAGUCUUUGCAGCUACGCGAGUAGAGACACAUACAAGCUGAAGAGACACAUGAGGACACACUCAGGAGAAAAACCUUAUGAGUGUUACAUCUGCCAUGCCCGAUUCACCCAGAGUGGAACCAUGAAGAUGCACAUUCUGCAGAAGCAUACAGAGAAUGUGGCCAAAUUCCACUGUCCACACUGUGACACUGUCAUCGCACGCAAGAGUGACUUAGGUGUGCACCUUCGUAAGCAGCACUCAUUUAUUGAGACUGGAAAAAAGUGUCGUUACUGUGACGCCGUUUUCCAUGAGCGCUACGCUCUGAUUCAGCAUCAGAAGUCCCACAAGAAUGAGAAGAGGUUCAAAUGCGACAUGUGUGACUACUGCUGCCGCCAGGAACGCCACAUGGUGAUGCAUCGUCGAACCCACACUGGAGAGAAACCAUACGCCUGCAGCCAGUGUGAAAAGACCUUCAGACAGAAGCAGCUGCUGGACAUGCACUUCAAACGCUACCACGACCCCAACUUUGUUCCCACCGCCUUCGUCUGUCCCAAGUGUAGUAAGACAUUCACUCGCAGGAACACCAUGGCUCGCCAUGCUGAGAACUGCAGCGGUGAGGUGGAGGAUGCUGAGAAUGGAGCUCCAACCCCAAAGAAAGGGAGGAGAGGAAGAAAGAGGAAGAUGAGGAGCAGGAGAGAUGAGGAUGACAGUGAGGAUGAUCACGCUGAACCUGACGAAGACGAGGAGGCUGAGGGGGAGGGGGAGGAAGAAGCAUCACUGCUGCAGGAAGAGGAGGAGGCAGAAAGCAUGGAAUUGGAUCAGGCCCCUGCCGCCAUCCCAGUACCGGCUCCUGAUGAGCCACCGGUCAAGAGGAAACGAGGCCGACCCCCAAAAAAUGCCCCCAAGCCUCCAACACCCUGCAAGUCAGUUAGGGUGGCUGCCAAGAUGACUGCUUCUGGUGAGAGCACUUUCAUGGACCACAGGAUUUAUUUAGUCUUGGGGGGUAAAAUCACAUAUACAAAAAUAGUAUAGCAAACCAAUGAAAAA
Messenger RNA from Micropterus dolomieu (smallmouth bass), 2856 nucleotides. RefSeq names its product transcriptional repressor CTCF-like. Gene Ontology annotation, cellular component: nucleus. The record is from RefSeq and is a predicted model, not a curated record. Lineage: Eukaryota; Metazoa; Chordata; Actinopteri; Centrarchiformes; Centrarchidae. Gene Ontology annotation, molecular function: RNA polymerase II transcription regulatory region sequence-specific DNA binding; DNA-binding transcription factor activity, RNA polymerase II-specific. Gene Ontology annotation, biological process: regulation of transcription by RNA polymerase II. The coding region runs from base 481 to 2841 and encodes 786 amino acids. The transcript is spliced from 18 exons.